CCCCAGUACGCCUAGGCUCUGUCUCCUCCCCUCUCCGCCCAUGCGGGGCUCGCAGGGCGAGCCAACUCUUCGUACUUUGCCCCGGUUGGCAGCGAAUAAAAGGGGUCUGAGGAAAUACGGGCUACGGUCUCCCGCUGCCAGCUCUAGCCUUUAAAUCCCCAGCGUGGAGAGAUCUACGCACAGCGGGUCGGAUCCGAACACCGAUCCAGCGCACACAGCGCCAGAAGGGUUCCGAGCGCAGCGCCGCCCAUCGUCGCGCAAAAGCGGGCUCGGCUACCGAAGUCUCCCAGCUGUUGGGGCUGUCCCGAACUCCACUCCACAGUCAGCCCAGAGAAAGUGACCCCAGCAUCAGAAAGUCCAGAUGCCGGCCCACUUGCUGCAAGAGGAGAUCUCUAGCUCCUACACAACCACCACCACCAUCACAGCGCCUCCUUCCAGGAUCCUGCAGAAUGGAGAAGGCAAGUUGGAGAAGACUCUCCUACACUUGGAAGAAGACAUCCGCCCUGAACUUAAAGAUGACAUUUAUGACCCAAGCUACAAGGAUAAGGAGGGCCCAAGGCCCAAGCUUGAAUAUGUUUGGAGGAACAUCAUCCUUAUGUUUCUGGUACACUUGGGAGGCCUGUAUGGGAUCCUAUUGAUCCCCACCUGCCGGGUCUACACCUGGCUCUGGGGGGUUUUCUGCUAUGGGUUCAGUGCCCUGGGCAUAACCGCAGGAGCCCAUCGCCUGUGGAGUCAUCGAAGUUACAAAGCUCGGCUGCCCCUACGGCUCUUCCUGAUCAUUGGCAACACGAUGGCAUUCCAGAAUGAUGUUUAUGAAUGGUCCCGAGAUCACCGUGUCCACCACAAGUUUUCAGAAACAGAUGCUGAUCCCCACAAUGCCCGACGUGGCUUUUUCUUCUCUCAUGUGGGUUGGCUGCUUGUGCGCAAACACCCAGACGUCAAAGAGAAGGGUGGUUUGCUAGAUUUGUCUGACCUAAAAGCCGAGAAGCUGUUGAUGUUCCAGAGGAGGUAUUACAAGCCUGCCAUCUUGCUGUUAUGCUUCAUCCUGCCCACACUUGUGCCCUGGUAUUUCUGGGGUGAAACAUUUCAACACAGCUUGUACGUCGCCACUUUCUUGCGUUAUAUCUUAGUGCUCAAUGCUACCUGGCUGGUGAACAGUGCAGCCCACCUUUACGGAUAUCGCCCUUAUGACAAGACCAUUAACCCUCGAGAGAAUAUCUUGGUUUCACUGGGAGCUGUGGGUGAGGGCUUCCACAAUUACCACCACACUUUUCCCUAUGACUACUCCACCAGUGAAUAUCGCUGGCACUUAAACCUGACCACAUUGUUCAUCGAUUGCAUGGCUGCCAUCGGUCUGGCUUAUGACCGGAAGAAGGUAUCCAAGGCGGCCGUCUUGGCUAGGGUUAAAAGAACUGGAGAUGGAAGCUACAAGAGUGGUUGAGUUUUGGGUCUCUCGGGUUCCUUUUCCAAAAGCCAGCCAGGCAGAGGUUUAAUGCUCUUUUUAUUAACUACUGAAUAAUGCUAAAAGGAUGCUAAAGAUAAUGAUGUUAACCCAUUCCAGUACAGUAUUCUUUUAAAAUGCAAAAGUAUUGAAAGCCAACAACUCUGCCUUCAUGAUGCUAAGCUAAUAUUCUUAUUUUUUUUCUUCUCUGUCUUCUAGACCCAUUGCCCUUUGCUUUGUUCCUACCACCUUCCUUUCUCUUCCCCCUCAUUGCCUCCCAGGCAAGCAGCUGGUGAGUCAUUGGUGGGUGUUCAGCUUCUGAAGCCUAGACAACCUUUCUGUCAUCCAAAACUAGUGGUUUUUACCCUAGAUAACUCUUUCCUUGAGCUGUCCUGAGCUUCAAGGUAGGUGGCUCAAGCUAGAGCUGGGAAAUCAUCUGUUAAUUAUCUUCAGUCCAGGCAUUUGCUAGCUGGAAUGGAAAAGUGUGUUUGGCAUGAAGCUUCUAAAGCAGGUAAAUUGUCAGAGGAGAGAGUUAGCAUGCAUGGUAUGAUCGAUCAGUAAGGAUGGAAUAAGGUGGGAAACAAAGCAAGAAGCAGCUUCUGCUGCAAUCAGACAUCUUUCAUCUUUCUGUUCUGCCAUUUCACCAUCAGGAUAUUGGUCAGCUCCCCUUGUAGUAAUAAAGUGGUGGCAGCAUUUCCAGACAUCCAAAAAA
Molecule: messenger RNA, 2153 nt
Organism: Pteropus alecto (black flying fox)
Lineage: Eukaryota; Metazoa; Chordata; Mammalia; Chiroptera; Pteropodidae
Gene: SCD
Product: stearoyl-CoA desaturase
Exons: 6
Coding region: 362-1441 (359 amino acids)
Biological process (GO): unsaturated fatty acid biosynthetic process; response to fatty acid
Cellular component (GO): endoplasmic reticulum membrane
Molecular function (GO): iron ion binding; palmitoyl-CoA 9-desaturase activity; stearoyl-CoA 9-desaturase activity
Source: RefSeq, a predicted model, not a curated record